Megalobrama amblycephala (Wuchang bream) is the source of this 3639-nucleotide messenger RNA. RefSeq names its product scavenger receptor cysteine-rich type 1 protein M130. The record is from RefSeq and is a predicted model, not a curated record. Gene Ontology annotation, cellular component: membrane. The transcript has 21 exons. NCBI's taxonomy places the organism in Eukaryota, Metazoa, Chordata, Actinopteri, Cypriniformes, Xenocyprididae. Bases 1 to 3414 code for a protein of 1137 amino acids.
AUGCAGCCGCACCUGUACCCGAGUGAGUCAUCCAAGAUUGCAUUCAUCAUUUCUCAGCUCAGCGGCAAAGCAUUGAAGUGGGCCGAUUCCAUCUGGUCCCAGCGGGGCGCUGUAACCCAAUCCUACUCGGCGUUUAUUUCCCACUUCCGGGAGGUGUUCGGGAAACCAAUCACAGAUUCGUCUGCUGCAUGCCCCACACGACCACCUCGACCCAUGGUGAAUGCCAUCAUUCCUGCUUCUCAUAAAAUGAAACCACUCACCACUGUCGUCAAUCUUACUGCCGCUACUGUCUCCCUUUCAGUGGUCGCGCUCCUCGACUCAGUGUCAGCCGGCAACUUCGUCUCCGGCGCCAUCUGCCGGCAGCUACGUCUCAAGACCUCUCCGUCUCCGACGAUCUACAAGAUCAACUCAAUAACUGGCAAACCCCUGAGUCUGUACAUCGACGACAUACUCAUAUACUCCCAGAGCCAGGCCGAACAUCGCCAACACGUUGCGGAGGUCCUCACCCAUCUUCGGCAAUUUAACCUGUUCCUCAAGGCAGAGAAGUGCUCCUUCCAUCAUCCUUCCGUCUCAUUCCUUGGACGAUUCAUCAAAGGUUACAGUUCCAUCACCCAUCCACUUACCAGCCUGCUCCGUGAUAAGCCCAAGUCUCUGUCCUGGAACUCGGCAGCCACCAACGCAUUCAACCAUCUUAAAGAAGCCUUCACCACCGCUCCCUUGCUCGUCCAUCCUGAUCCAGAGAAACAGUUCAUCGUUGAAGUGGACGCCUCGACCACUGGAGUGUCGCAGCAGCAGGGGACGCCAAGUACCAAAAAUGUCAAAGCUGACGCUCUGUCUCGUCUCCAUGCUCCUGAGGAAAAGACCGAAGAACCUGAACCUAUCAUUCCGAGCUCUCUCAUCGUGAGUCCUAUUACCUGGUCAGAGGAGACCAUUCCCUCCUCCAAUGCCUUCACGAACCCCCCGCCGGGCUGUCCACCCGGCUUGCUGUAUAUCACUCGGACACGACGCACUCCAACCAUUCACUCAGCUCACACGUCACUUGGCACUGAAACAGUGCGAUUAGUAGGUGGUAAAAGUUCCUGUGCUGGUAGAGUGGAGGUUUUUCAUGAUGGUCAGUGGGGAACAGUGGGUCAUUUAAACUGGGAUAUGACUGAUGCUGCAGUGGUGUGUAGAGAGCUGAACUGUGGAAAGGCUUUAAGUGCACCAAAGAGAGCUCACUUUGGAGAAGGAUCAGGAAAAAUCUGGAUUUCUGAUGUACAGUGUACUGGAUCAGAGUCUACAUUGAAGAACUGUAGAUUCAAUGGAUGGGGAAUAAAAGCUACACAUACUGAAGAUGCUGGAGUCAUCUGCUCUGAUUCCUCUCUGGCUGUUCAUGAUGGUCUGGUGCGGUUGUCUGGAGAGAGACAGUGUGAGGGGGAGGUGGAAGUUUCCAUCCAUCAGGUCUGGAGGAGAGUUCUGCUGGACUCCUGGAGUCUCACUGAAUCCUCUGUGGUCUGCAGACAGCUGGGCUGUGGCUCUGUGCUGAACUUCUACAGCUCCUCUUCAUCCAGUCCUGAACACAGUCAUGAGUGUGUGACGGGCUUCCAGUGCUCUGGGAGUGAAGCUCAUCUGGGGAACUGCAGCUCUCCACAAACUCUCAGCUGCAGCUCCACACAACAGCUGUCAAUCACCUGCCUUGGUCGCAGGUCCAUCAGGCUGGUGGGUUCUGGGGGAGACUGUGCAGGGAGGCUGGAGGUUUUUCACAGCGGCUCAUGGGGGACAGUGUGUGAUGACUCCUGGGAUAUUAAAGAUGCCCAUGUGGUGUGCAGACAGCUGCAGUGUGGAGUGGCCCUCAGUAACCAGCAGGUACCAGCCUGGUUUGGUCCUGGUUCUGGAUCCAUAUGGCUGGAUGAGGUGGAGUGUGAGGGGAAUGAGACGUCCCUGUGGAGCUGCUCUUCUCCAGGCUGGGGAAAACAUGACUGUCAACACAAGGAGGAUGUAGGAGUCGUGUGCUCAGAGUUUAAAGAGAUCAGGUUAACUGAGGGCUGUGAAGGGAAUCUGGAGGUUUUCUACAAUGGAUCCUGGGGAAAUGUGUGUUACAAUAAGAUGGACAGAGACACAGCGAGUCUGAUCUGUCAAGAGCUGAACUGUGGAAGAUCUGGCAGCAAACCCAGAUAUUCAAUGGGCCUGAAGUCUCAUAAUUGGCUUGAUAAACUUAAUUGUCGAAGUCAUGAUUUCACUCUAUGGCAGUGUCCAUCUUCACCCUGGGGACUGAAUGACUGUGAUAAUAAAGUGGCCAAGAUCACCUGUUCUGAGGAGCAGAUUCGUGAAUCUCCUCAGAGUCGUCUGACAUGUUCAAACUCAUCAUCUCCUCACCAGAGACAGUGUUCAAAUCAUGUUCCUCUCAGACUGAGUGGAGGGGAGGGCCGGUGCUCUGGGAGGCUGGAGGUGUAUCAUAACGCUGUGUGGGGCUCAGUCUGUGAUGAUCUGUGGGACAUCAGCGAUGCUCAGGUGGUCUGCAGACAGCUGGGUUGUGGAGCAGCACUGAGGGCUGAUGGGAAUUCAGUCUUUGGUGCUGGUGAAGGUGUUGUGUGGCUGAACAGAGUCAAGUGCAGAGGGAAUGAGAUUCACCUGUGGGACUGUCCUCUCUCCCUGGAGAAACACACUGACUGCUCCAACAAAAAGCAUGCUGGACUCACCUGUGCAGUUUCUCAGACAGUGAGCUCAACAUCAGUCUCUCGUCCACAAACUCCUCCAGCAGCGUCUCUCUCUGUGCUUGUGAUUGUACUGGGAGUUGUGCUCUUACUGCUCUUAGUGCCACUGUUUAUACUGAUUCAGCAGAACAGAGUGAUGAGGAGAGCUCUCUCUAAGAGGAGACACAGGAGCACGACUGAGGCCGUUUAUGAGGAGAUUCAUCACAGACACAAUCACUUCACUCAGAGGGGGAGUCUCAUCUCUGAAGAACUGCAUUCUGGGUAUGAAGAUGCUGAUGAGCUUCUUUCAGAAAAAGAGUUCAAGACUGUGUAUUAUGAUGAUGUCACCAGUGGCCUGAAAGAAGAGAUGAUGAAGGAAAUCACACCGGGAUACUAUGAUGAUGUCAUCACUGAUGGACUGAAACCAGAUCGUGAGACAGAAGACACACCUGAGAGUUAUGAUGAUGUCAUGACGAGUGGACAGAACUUUAAUAUUAAAAAAGUGGACACACCGGAGCAUUAUGAUGAUGUCAUCAUUAUUGGACAGAGCAUUCCAGGUUUAACAGAGGGAGAUCAGGAGGAGUAUGAUGAUGUGAAGAACAGCAAUGAAGAUGAGAGAAACCUGUUGGAGGGAGAUCAGGAGGAGUAUGAUGAUGUGAAGAACAUCGAUGAAGAUGAGAGAAACCUGUUGGACUAUGAUGAUGUAGGGGAGGAGUCAAAUAAAGAGGGAGGAGCCAUAUGACUCACUGACUACACCCACUGCCUCUGAUCAUCAAAUCAUAUUACAGUUACUGGAGAUACUGUUAUUGUUUUUUUUAUUUCACACAAGAUUCAUUGUUUUAUGUUUUUAUGUUAUUUUAAAUAUGGUUAAAUGAAAAGUUUCAUGCUGUGCAAAAUUCAGUAACAAAUUUUAGUAUUUGUAUUUUAGUAUUUGAGCUAUUUUUAUUUUGAUAACAAUGCUUUUUAC